Messenger RNA from Chrysochloris asiatica (Cape golden mole), 2700 nucleotides. RefSeq names its product proline-rich transmembrane protein 4 (gene PRRT4). The record is from RefSeq and is a predicted model, not a curated record. Bases 1 to 2700 code for a protein of 899 amino acids. NCBI's taxonomy places the organism in Eukaryota, Metazoa, Chordata, Mammalia, Afrosoricida, Chrysochloridae. The transcript has 4 exons.
AUGGCAGGCUGUGGCUGUGUGGGGCUAGGGCUCUUCUGCUGGGCCCUGCUGGCUGUCCCUGUGGGCCCCCAGCUUACCUCCUCUGUCCCAGGGGUCUCUCUCACCACCUUGAGCCCCCCACCUCAGAGUGAGGCCUCAAUGCUGUCUCUCAACCUGGGUCUUAAUUUCAAAUUCCAUCUUCGGGGACCUGCGGCUGUCUGGGGAAGUCCCGUCACAGAGACCCAGCGUAUGUCCCCUGGACUGGGCCGGGAGCCAGAAGAAGAAGUGGCCAGUGGGCUGAAGAUGGACCCUCUUUGGGAUUUGCUGGUGGGCUCUCUUGGGAACUCUCCCCCAGAGUGGGGCUCAGCUGAAGGCAGUUCUGGACCCUGGACUUCCUCACUGCCGCUGGUAUCCACAUCCCCCCUCUCUGGGCCCUCCACCCGGCCCACCACUCCCUAUCAGCCCCAGAUGGGCUCUGUGACAUGGGACACUGCACUGACAACAACGACUCUGCCAUUCAGUGCCCCCAGACCCCACCAGAGCGAGCUGGAGCUGAAAUUGGACGUGGCACUGAGAGCAGGUGCAGCCCCCACACUCGGACACCGGACGCUGCCCCUGCUGCCCAGCCUUCGGGCCAGCCUGGCUGAGAUUGCUGGGCGCCUGGGGCCCUUUGGGUUCUUUGGGACUACUCUGUCCCCACUCCAGAACUUCUCAGGUUCCAACCCCCAGGACGAAACUACACCCCCAAACUCUGCCUCCGGAGUUUCAGAAUCUCCAGGCUUCUUUGGUACUACUCUGUCCCCAUCCUCACACCCGCUGAAGCGGAAGUUCUCAAAGCCAAGCCUACUGGACCCAAGUGCUUCCUUGAGCUCUGCUGUCAUUUUAACAGAGUCGCUAGACUCUACUGUCCCCACCUAUGAUCCAGAUGAUCCGUCUCCCGCCAGUCUCGAGAUCCUCUCGGCGCAGCCAGAGUGCGGGCCAGAGUCCUGUAGCAUUGGCGGGAGGGAACUGCCUGAUCCAGAGCGGAAGCCCCCUGCGGCCCCGCUGCCCCUCUUCUUCCUGACCCUCGAGGCCAACUGGGCCGAGGCCAAGGCUCGCUGGGGGCUGGCCUGGGAGGCCCAUGUGUAUGGGGUGGGCGCGCUCUUUGGCCUGGUGGCACUGCUGGCAUUGUUGGCUUUGGCCCUCUUGCCCUGGCGCUGCCCGCCCGGUGCACCCUGCCUGGCGCUACUCGACCUGCUGCUGCUCUCAGCUGGGACCACGCGGGCCUUCCCGCUCUUCUACGACGCCUACGGGCACCGCGCCCGACUGCCAGUGCUCGCCUGGCUGCUACUUCAGGACCUUCCGCUGCCCUGUCUGGCCGCCGGCCUGGGACUGGCCUGCCUGCUGAUGGCUCGGCCGCGCCCGCCGCGGUGCCCCUGCGGCCUGGCCGCGCUGCUGCUCUUGGGUCUGGGAUUGGCGGCCGCCGCAGCCCUAGGAAGCGCGGCGCACCGCCCUUUGCGGCCCCUGCGUCUGGCCGCCCGUGGCCUGCACUCCCUGUUGGCGGUCCUGCUCUCUGGGCUCCUGCUGGCGCUCUCCUGUUGGCCGGGCCGGCGGCGGCGGGCCGGCGCGCCCCUUGGGGGAUCUGGCUUCAAGGGCGCUACUCCGCUUAGGCAGGCGCGCAGCCCAUUCUCCCCGCGGGAGUCGUGGCGGCGUGCGGCGCGCACAGCUCCAGUGGCAGGCACCUUCGGGUUGCUGAGCGGAGUCUUGCAGGGCUAUGAGGUGCUGCAUGCCCUGGGCUACGGCGGCCAGCCCGGCCUGGAGGGGCCUUGGCCCUGGUGGGCCUUUCAGCUGGGCCUGCGCCUGGGUGAGGUGGGCGUUGCGCUACCCUUGGCGUUGCUGGGUCUCUACCCGGCGCUCUGCAACCCCCGCGUGCCCCCGCGCUGUUGGGCCAAGUUCUUCCGCCUGUCCCCAGGCCACGUGGCUCCGCUGCUGCCUGGGCGCUGGGGCACCGGGCUCCCGGACAAGGAGCCUCCCGGCAGCGCCAUCACGCGCGGCGAGGCGGAGCUGCUGCAGCUGUGCGCUCUGGCGGGUCCAGGCCCUGACCUUCUCCUCCAGGGAGGCGGCUGCCGGGGCUUCGAGGGCGCCCCGGUCUCUUCGCCUGCCUCCUCCCCCUGCAGCGACUGCACCGUGGACUUCCGGCCACCCUCCCCGAUCAACCUGCGGCGCAGCAUCGAGGAGGCGCUCUGCAGCGAGGCCCUGCUGGUGCCUGGCCUUUUCCAAGGUCCUGCUUUCGGGGAAACCCUGCCUGGGCUCGACCUCUACCGCACUGUCUCGCUCGGGGCUAAGACGGGGGCCGCGCCCAGCGGGAGGCCCGAGGAGGCCCCCGGGUCCCCGGAGUCCCCAGAGCCGCCUUCCCUUGGGGCCUGGCCCGUGGGCAGCAGCGCCUCCUCCGGCUCCCUGUACGGACUCUCGCGGGACAGCUCGUCCAUGCUGCUCUGCUCCAGCCCGGACAGGCCCCCGCGCUGUCCGUUGGUCUGCAUCCUAAGUCCCCCACGGUCUGCGGCUAGUAACCCCAGCCUCCAGGUCUCAGGGUCUUACCAAGCCCUGACUCCCCCCUCCCGCGACUCCCCGGAGCCUGUCCCUGGGCUACAGACUGAGGAGGCCUUGCUGCGGGAGCAAUUCCUGGAUGCCUGCCGACAGAUCGACGAGCUGAGCGUGGGCAGCGACACUGUAGACCUGUGA